This is a messenger RNA of Magallana angulata, 1173 nucleotides long. Its product is annotated as allograft inflammatory factor 1-like. Bases 286 to 732 code for a protein of 148 amino acids. Gene Ontology annotation, biological process: ruffle assembly; actin filament bundle assembly. The record is from RefSeq and is a predicted model, not a curated record. NCBI's taxonomy places the organism in Eukaryota, Metazoa, Mollusca, Bivalvia, Ostreida, Ostreidae. The transcript has 7 exons. Gene Ontology annotation, molecular function: calcium ion binding; actin filament binding. Gene Ontology annotation, cellular component: actin filament; ruffle membrane.
UCCGAGCAAACGAAGUUAUACUGCACACACGUGCAUGUGGUGAAAUUUGUACAACCCAGUUGCGUUUUAAUGUACGUGUCUGCUUUGAUUCGGUGCAUGUGUCGAUUCUCUUUAUAUAACUAUUUGUCAACCUCUGUAUCUAUAGAAAGACGGGAAGCGGCUGGAUAGUUCCAAGGGCGGAAACGAAUAGGGAAGUUCGAGAUAGAGAGAGAGAAAACAGCAAGAGAGAGAGCUGGUCAGCCUCGUAUGAAUUCAGGGACUUAGACAGACAGCCAUACGGACAGGAUGGCCACUCCAAAGCCGGAUUAUCAGGGUGGUAAAGCUUACGGUGAACGUUUGGAAAUGUUAGGAAAGAAGCUGUCCAGUAUUAACGAGGAAUUUCUAAAUGACACUGGAUACUCGGAAGUAGAAGACUUAGAGGCAAACCUGGAACAGUACAAAGAGAAGUUCAUGGAGUUUGAUUUGGACCAGAAUUUGGAAAUUGAUAUCAUGUCAAUGAAGCGGAUGAUGGAGAAGUUGGGGAAGACCAAGACCCACCUGGAGAUCCAGAAGAUGAUUAAGGAGGUGGACACCACGGGGUCAGGGACCAUCAACUACCGGGAGUUCGUGCUGAUGAUGCUGGGCGGGAAAAGUACCAUCCUAAAACUGAUUUUGUUUUUUGAAAAUCUUGGACAUACGCCCGAAGCGAAGACAGGAAUUCCUCCCAAGAGAGCAUUGGAUAGUCUUCCUUAAUUCGGACGAGUAUACACGUGUAUAGGAUAAUUUCUCAUUCCAAUGACAAUACACAUCGAAAGUGAUCUAGUGGGGAUGCGAAUUCCCGUUUCCUCACACAUUUUACACGUUUCCUUGAUAUGGAUUUGUACGUGUAUAAUGCCACACGUAUAUAGUAUGUCGAUUUUAUCUGUAAUGAAACAACAAAAUCCAUUUGAUUAGGUAAUGAAAAAAAUAUUAGUAUUUAUCAGUAUAGUAUAUGGGCCAAAACUAUUUUAACUUUUUUAACAACUCUCAUCUUUAAAUCUAUAUAUUACGCAUAAAGCACUUCAAUUGUAAAAAAUGUGGAAUUAUCUAACUGCAGUUUGGUUAUAGUGCGAAUAUUGAACGAUAUUCUGUUAUUAUGGAUAUAUAUGUGUUGCAUGGAUGGAUCAGCAUAUGAAAUUAAAUUUGAUUUUUUGU